AUGUCUUCCCCAGAUUUAGAUGAUGAGUAUGAUGAAUUUUUUGAUGAACAUUUUGGCAAUCUAUUCCAAGAUUGCCUAGAUGAUUAUGGCAAUGAUCAACAACCAACUACUUCAAGGCGGCCAAGAGCUUAUAUUGAUAGACAACACGAAGAAGGGCAUAUUCAAUUAUGGAAUGAUUAUUUUAGCGAAAAUGCUACGUUCUCUACUAGUAGUUUCCGUCGUCGUUUUCGAAUGAACAAAUCAUUGUUCAUUCGUAUUGUUGAGGCACUAUCCAAUGAAGUACCAUAUUUCCAACAAAGAAGAGAUGCUACGGGAAGGUUGGCUUGGAAAGGACAGUAUUCUCGUGGAUCUGGAAAACCUACAAUCGUUUUAGAGGCUGUGGCAUCGCAAGAUCUCUGGAUUUGGCAUGCAUUUUUUGGUCCUCCAGGUACUUUAAAUGAUAUCAAUGUUCUUGACCGUUCACCAGUUUUUGAUGACAUCUUAGAAGGUCGAGCUCCGAGAGUAGAUUACUUUGUCAUCGGACGACAUUACAAUAUGGCUUACUACCUCACUGACGGUAUAUAUCCGAGAUGGGCAACAUUCAUCCAAUCAAUUUCACUUCCACAAGACUCGAAAGCAUCGUUAUUUGCAAGGUGUCAAGAAGCUGCCUGA
Camelina sativa (false flax) is the source of this 651-nucleotide messenger RNA. The record is from RefSeq and is a predicted model, not a curated record. NCBI's taxonomy places the organism in Eukaryota, Viridiplantae, Streptophyta, Magnoliopsida, Brassicales, Brassicaceae.